Cooperia oncophora is the source of this 471-nucleotide messenger RNA. Lineage: Eukaryota; Metazoa; Nematoda; Chromadorea; Rhabditida; Trichostrongylidae. The record is from the annotation of a GenBank genome assembly.
AUGCACGUGCUAUCCUUCUUUGCAAUUGGUUUCAAUGCAUUUGCUAUAUACUGCAUUCUUUACAAAUCGACAAAACAAAUGGGAGCUUACAAAUGGUAUCUGCUCUCCUAUCAACUGUGCUCUACCGCAUUCGAUAUCGUCUACAUGUUCGUAACAUUGCCGGUGAUUUUCUUCCCAGUACCCAUGGGCUAUGCUGCGUCGUGGAUCGCGCAGUGGCUUUCCAUCAGUGGUCAUACCGCAGUUCAAUUUGUGGUCACAUUGUGUUUGUGUCUUGUUGGGAGCAUCGUCAAUCUUUUUCUUUAUCGGUGCUACGUCAUUAUGCCUGAUCAUCAUAUACUCAAAUCCAGAGUCAACGGUCACGUCUAUGCGAGUGUUGCCAUAUUUGCGUUCCAUGUGUUUUCGUGUCCUGUUGGUAUUGCAGGUAUAGCACCAGAUCAAGAGAUGGCCAAGCAAUGGUGCCUAGAGGUGUAA